ACCAGAGACCUGCGUUCAACCUGGCCAGUUGACGUUGCGAACUUAUUAAACGAAGACCACACAAUAAUAUCGAACAAAAAUGGGCGACGUUAAUAUAAAACUUGAAUGUAACCACCGUCGAGGGCUCUUUUACCUUACUAGUCCUUGGGCUUGGGGACGUCCGUGCCGUCGAUGCCGCCGCAUGAUGUCUAGUGGAGUGGUGGUGGUACAGGCUCCCCCUUCCGGGUGUGGGCCAAGGAAAACCUGUGGCACUGUGGUUUCUGGCCAACCAGUGAUGGAUUGGCAACAGCAACAGCAACUCCAACAACAACAGCAGUACCAACAGCAACAACAGUACCAACAGCAACAACAGUACCAACCGCAACAACAGUUCCACCAACAACAGGAAACGGUCUCCGCACUUCCUCCAAAAUACGAACAGGCGGUCUCUAACUAGUGUAAAUUAUAUUCAAUAAAAAUAAAUACAGUUAAGGUAAAGGAAUUCAUAAAUUUUCUUUGCUUUAAGAAGUGUAAACCUAAAGGACGCCCACCGAUCAUUUGUUAUGAGAGAAUCUAAUAAAAAUCGUUUAAGGAAA
Molecule: messenger RNA, 575 nt
Organism: Drosophila ananassae
Lineage: Eukaryota; Metazoa; Arthropoda; Insecta; Diptera; Drosophilidae
Product: nuclear transcription factor Y subunit beta
Exons: 1
Coding region: 80-436 (118 amino acids)
Source: RefSeq, a predicted model, not a curated record